Molecule: messenger RNA, 9193 nt
Organism: Chlorocebus sabaeus (green monkey)
Lineage: Eukaryota; Metazoa; Chordata; Mammalia; Primates; Cercopithecidae
Source: RefSeq, a predicted model, not a curated record
AUGUGGCAUGAAAGGAUGACAGACUCCGAAGCGCCCCAGAGGCCCCUGCUGUGUUUUUUGUCUACAUUGCUUUCCCAGAAGGUUCCUGAGAAGUCAGACGCUGUGCUUCGCUGCAUAAUAUCUGGUCAGCCCAAGCCAGAGGUAACUUGGUAUAAGAAUGGUCAAGCCAUGGAUGAGAGUGGCAUUGUUUCCAGCUAUGAAUUCUUUAAGAAUCAGUAUAUUCAUGUGUUACAUCUCUCUUGCUGUACCAAAAAUGAUGCUGCUGUCUAUCAAAUCUCAGCUAAAAACUCUUUUGGAAUCAUCUGUUGUUCUGCUUCCGUUGAGGUUGAGUGCUCAUCAGAGAACCCACAACUGUCUCCUAACCUGGAAGAUGACAGGGACACAGGUUGGAAACAUGAAACAGGGACGUGUGAAGAAGAAAGUGCAAAUCAGAUUGAUGAGAAGGAACAUCUUUAUAAGGAAGAAGAAAGCAUCUCCCCAGGCACUCCCAGGUCCAACCAUUCACUCUCCCUCCAGUUACUGGGCAAUCUUGACAUUAGUGUGUCCAGUUCUGAAAAUCCCUUGGGUGUUAAAGGAACAAGGCACCCUGGAGAGGCUUAUGAUCCAAGUAACACAGAAGAAAUUGCAGAUUCGUUGCUUUUUCUUAAUUCAAGUCAUGUUUACGAAAAACAAGAUGAACUUUGCCACAAGACAGUGCAUUCCACAGCAUCCAAGUUCACGGGUGGUGGCCUGAACAAUGAUGGCCCUCAUGAUGAAGGCUUACACUCCAGUCAGCAAAAUCCCAAAGUACAGAAAUACAUUAGCCUCAGUCUCCCGCUGUCUGAGGCAACUGCACACAUUUACCCAGGUGACAAUGCCGUGGCCAAGAAACAACCCAGCCCACAGGUUUCCAGUGAAGACUCUGACAGUGACUAUGAACUUUGCCCAGAGAUAACCCUAACCUACACCGAGGAGUUUUCAGAUGAUGACCUGGAGUAUCUGGAAUGUUCCGAUGUUAUGACGGAUUACUCUAAUGCAGUUUGGCAAAGGAACCUGCUGGGGACUGAGCAUGUUUUUUUAUUAGAAAGCGAUGACGAAGAGAUGGAAUUUGGUGAGCAUUGCCUGGGUGGGUGUGAGCAUUUCCUCAGUGGAAUGGGUUGUGGACCUCAGGUGUCAGGUGACGCUGGGCCUAUGGUUGCCACUGCUGGCUUCUGUGGUCAUCACUCACAACCCCAAGAAGUUGGGGUGAGGAGUGGCAGAGCCUGCAAGCAUGGUCCCUCAUCCCCACAAACAGGGAUGACUCUCACUUUGGGACCUCACCAGGAUGGGAUGUCUUCAGUGACAGAACAGGGGAGAUAUAAACUCCCCACUGCUCCUGAGGCUGCUGAAAAUGAUUAUCCAGGAAUUCAAGGAGAAACCAGAGACAGCCACCAAGCAAGAGAGGAAUUUGCCAGUGACAAUCUGCUCAACAUGGAUGAAUCAGUAAGAGAGACAGAGAUGAAGCCCUUGUCUGGUGAGUCGGAAAACUCAGGGAUGAGCCAGUGUUUGGAGAUGGCAGCUGAGAAGAGAGUUGGGGGAAAGGACUUAUGGAGCGAGAGGGGUUCACAGAAACCUGCCAGGGUGAGGCAGCUGGGAAUGAAGGGAAAUCCCAAGAAGCCGAAUGCCAACCUGAGAGAAAAUACAACAGAAGGUACCCUUCAUCUCUGCUAUGCCAAAGAAUCUGCUAAGCACCCACUAACCCAGAGUGAUAAAAGAGAGACUUCUCACAGCACAGCAGCAGCGACUGGUCAGAAUUCCCAUGCUGAUGCAGGAGAAUGUGCUAUUUCAACCCAGGCAGAGCAAGAAGCAAAAACCCUUCAAACUUCAACAGACUCACUCUCCAAAGAAGGUAACACCAACUGCAAGGGAGAAGGCAUGCAAGUUAAUUCUCUAUUUGAAACAAGCCAGGUUCCAGACUGGAGUGAUCAUCCUCAGGUACAAAUUCAGGAAACAGUCAGAGAGAGAAUCUCUUGCAGCCAGAUGCCAGCUUUCUCAGAGCCUGCUGGGGAGGAGCCCCCAUUCACUGGGACCACAACAAUUUCCUUCUCAAACUUAGGAGGGGUCCACAAGGAAAAUGCAUCAUUAGCUCAACACUUGGAGGUCAAACCCUGUACCUGUGACCCACAGCAGGAAGAAAAACAAGACAGAGAUGGCAACACACCUGACAAUUUCAGGGAAGACCUAAAACAUGAACUGAGCACCUCAGAAGCCAAUGAUGAGAAUACGUUCCCAGGUGUGUUCUCAAGGCAUCUCCCCAAGGAUGCCCGUGCUGACUUCAGGGAGCCUGUGGCUGUCUCUGUUGCUUCCCCUGAAACCACAGAUACUGUCCUCACCCUGGAAAAUGUGUGUGAUGGGCCAAGGGACAGAGAAGCAGUGUGUGCAGUGGAGUGUUUUGAGGCUGGUGACCAAGGAACAUGUUUUGAUACCAUAGAUUCUCUUGUUGGGGUGCCAGCUGAUAAAUAUUUGCCUCAAGAAAUUUGCUCUGUAGACUUGGAACUGGCAGAAGGUCAAAGAAAAGUAUCUGAUUUAUGUUCUCCUAAUGGCAAGACACUAGAAGUCCUUUUUCAGACACAAGUGUCUGAGACUUCAGUGUCUACGUACAAAAGCAGCAAGGACGGCGACUCAGUCAUGUCCCCUCUUUUUAUCAGUACUUUCACCUUGAACAUUUCACACACAGCUAGUGAAGGUGCCACAGAAGAAAAUCUAGCCAAGGUAGAGAAUUCCACCUGCCCACUGGCCUCCACAGUACAUGUUGGCCAGGAGCGGUCAAGCCCCAACAACUCAGGAAGGCUUGAGGAAACACAGCUCCUUUCUUCUGAGAACAAUCCUUUAGUGCAAUUUGAAGAAGGAGGUGACAAGAGCCCCAGUCCUAGUGCUGCAGACACCACAGACACCCUAGCCCAUUAUAGUUCAGUCGUGAGUUUUCCUUGGGAGAAGACAUCAACAUUAACUGCUAAUAAUGGGUUUCAAGUGACCAGGGAGACUGAGGACACAUCGACUGUUACCACUGCCACGAAAAUCCACUCAGCCAAGUACCUUGCUGUGUCAAUUCCUGAGGACAAGCAUGCAGGUGGCACUGAGGAGAGGUUCCCGCGUGCAUCCCAUGAAAAGGUUUCCCAAUUUCCUUCCCAAGUGCAGUUGGGUCAUAUUUUAAGUGGUGCUACCACCAAGUCUACAAAAGAGCUACUCUGCACAGCACCCAGUGUGCCAGGAGUCCCACACCAUGUCCUGCAGCUUCCGGAGGGAGAGGAUUUCUUCAGUAAUUCCCCUCUUCAGGUUGAUAACCUGUCUGGAGAUAAGAGCCAGACUGUGGAAAGAGCAGACUUUAGGAGCCAUGAAGAGAAUUUCCAAGAAAGAGGAAGUGAAACGAAGCAGGGGCUCCAGCAGCAGAGUCUGUCCCACCAGGGUUCUCUUUCUGCACCUGAUUUCCAAGAAAGUUUGCCUACGACAUCUGCUGCACAAGAGGAAAUAAACUUGGUGCCCUCGGCCCACUCACCAGCAAGCUCUAGGGAAGGAGCAGGGCAGCGCUCAGUUUGGGGGAUGAGGGUCUCCAUGGUGGCUGAAACUGCUGGGGAAGAAGAUAGUCAGGCUCUGAGCAACGUUCCGUCUCUCUCUGAUACCAUUUUGGAAGAGUCUAAAGAAUAUAGACCUGGAAAUUGGGAGGCAGGCAACAAGCUGAAGAUUAUAACUCUAGAGGCUUCCGCUUCUGAAAUCCGGCCACCAAGACAACGGACAAAUUCUGAGAGCAAGGCAUCAGAUGGUGGUCCCGUAAUUCCUGACAAGGUCUGGGCUGUACCUGAUAGUCUAAAGGCAGAUACUGUUGUGCCUGAAUUGGCCCCCUCUGAAAUAGCAGCAUUGGCUCACAGUCCAGAGGAUGCUGACUCAGCCCUUGCUGAUAGCAGAGAAAGCCAUAAAGGCGAAAAGCCUGCCAUCAGUGCACACUGGAGAAGUCUUUCUUCCUGGGGUUUCAGCCAACCCAGACUCCUGGAGUCAUCCGUGGACCCUGUAGAUGGAAAGGAGUUAUGUGUCACAGAUUCACUGUCAGUGGCUUCUGAAACUGGAGGGAAGGAAAAUGUUAACAAUGUGAGUCAAGACCAGGAGGAAAAGCAACUCAAGAUGGAUCACACUGCCUUCUUUAAAAAGUUUCUGACCUGCUCUAAAAUCCUAGAGUCCUCUGUAGAUCCCAUUGAUGAGACAAGUGUGAUAGAGUACACCAGGGCUGGAAAACCAGAGCCCUCUGAAUCCACACCAGAGGGCGCCAGAGAAGGGAGUCAAUCAAAUGACAGAAAUGUGGGCCACGGAGCGAAAAUCCAGCCUGCCAUUUUGCAAGUUCCAUGUCUCCAGGGAACCAUUCUGACUGAAAAUAGAAUCAGCAGAAGCCAAGAAGGCAGUAUGAAACGGGAGGCUGAACAAAGUCAACCUGAUGAGGCAAAAACUACCAUUUGGCAAGUCCUGCAACCCUGUGAAGGGGGUGAAAGAAUUCCAAAUGGAUGUAGCAUAGGCCAAAUACAAGAAAGCAGUGAUGGGAGCUUAGGGGAGACUGAGCAAAGUAAAAAGGACAAAGCAGAAUUGAUUUCCCCCACUUCACCUCUUUCUAGCUGUCUUCCAAUAAUGACUCAUGCUUCUCUUGGGGUUGAUGCUCACGACUCCACAGGCCAAAUUCAUGACGUCCCUGAAAAUGACUUAGUUGAGCCCAGAAACCGUCAGUAUGUGUUUCCUGUUUCACAGAAAAGGGGAACUAUUGAGAAUGAGCGUGGGAAACCUUUGCCCUCUUCUCCUCAUCUUACCAGGUUGCCUUGUACUUCAUCUCCUGAAGGAAAUGUCACAAACUUUUUGAUAAGCCACAAAAUGGAGGAACCUAAAAUAGAGGUGCUUCAAACUGGGGAAACCAAACCCCCAAGCUCAUCUAGCUCCUCAGCAAAGACCUUGGCAUUCAUUUCAGGAGAAGAUGAGUUAGAGAAAGCCCCUAAGUUACUGCAGGAUCCACAUCCAAAGGGCACCCUACGCUGUGUGAAAAAGUCCAGGGAGAGGGAGAAGUCACUGGAAGCCCAAGCUGGCAAAUCGCCAGGGGCCCUCACAGCAGUGACAGGGUCAGAGGAGGUCAAAAGGAAGCCAGAAGCCCCAGGCAGUGGACAUUUAGCUGAGGGAGUAAAGAAGAAAAUUUUGUCCAAAGUGGCAGCCCUGAGGCUGAAACUGGAAGAAAAGGAAAAUGCCAGAAAGAACUCAGCCUUUCUCAAAAAGAUGCCCAAACUUGAAACAUCGUUAUCACGCACAGAAGAGAAACAAGACCCAAAAAAGCCAUCUUGCAAAGGAGAAGGAAGAGCUCCGGUAUUACUGAAAAAGAUCCAAGCUGAGAUGUUCCCUGAACACUCUGGAAAUGUAAAAUUAAGCUGCCAAUUUGCGGAAAUUCAUGAAGAUUCUACUAUCUGCUGGACAAAAGAUUCAAAGUCCAUAGCCCAAGUGCAGAGAAGUGCAGGGGACAACUCCACUGUUUCCUUUGCCAUCGUUCAAGCCAGUCUGAAGGACCAGGGCCUCUAUUACUGCUGCAUCAAGAACAGCUAUGGAAAAGUGACUGCUGAAUUUAACCUCACAGCUGAAGUUCUCAAACAACUGUCAAGUCGCCAGGAUACUAAAGGAUGCGAAGAGAUUGAAUUCAGCCAACUCAUCUUCAAAGAAGACUUCCUCCAUGACAGCUACUUUGGGGGCCGCCUGCGUGGUCAGAUCGCCACGGAGGAGCUGCACUUCGGAGAAGGGGUUCACCGCAAAGCCUUCCGCAGCACAGUGAUGCACGGCCUCACGCCCGUCUUCAAACCUGGCCAUGCCUGUGUGCUUAAGGUGCACAAUGCCGUUGCCUAUGGGACCAGAAAUAAUGAUGAGCUCAUCCAAAGGAACUACAAGCUCGCUGCCCAGGAAUGCUAUGUUCAAAAUACUGCCAGGUAUUAUGCCAAGAUCUACGCUGCUGAAGCACAGCCUCUGGAAGGCUUUGGAGAAGUGCCUGAGAUCAUUCCUAUUUUUCUUAUCCAUCGGCCUGAGAACAAUAUCCCGUAUGCUACAGUGGAGGAGGAGCUGAUUGGAGAAUUUGUGAAGUAUUCCAUCAGGGACGGGAAAGAAAUAAACUUCUUGAGAAGAGAAUCAGAAGCUGGUCAGAAGUGUUGCACCUUCCAGCACUGGGUGUACCAGAAAACAAGUGGCUGCCUCCUGGUGACGGACAUGCAGGGUGUCGGAAUGAAGCUAACGGACGUUGGCAUAGCAACGCUGGCUAAAGGAAAUAUAUCUUAGAAUCACAGUUUGAAAAACGGAUGAAAAGGGAAAACUUCUCCAAACAGAGCAUAAGGGGUGGUUGAGAGACCUCCUGGGAACCCCUCUGGAGUGGAAACCAGUGAUCAAGUCCGACUUCCUCACUUCACAGGUGAGGAGGCAUGGGGUAUGGGGCAGCCUGCUUACAGGCAGGAGUCAAUAAAUCUUUCCUGCUUGAAGUUAGCACCCCAAAGUGAAGGGCAGAUCCUCAAUGCUGGGAGGCCGAGGCACAAUUGAAAAAGUUCUCCAGUGAAUGUCAAAGCUGCAAAAGGGAGCUAGAUCAUGAGAACAGACUUGGAAAGGGCUCAAGUUCAAUGGCACUUUGCAGACAGGAAAGUCCAGGUGGGAGGCAAAUGAGCCAGGGGAAGAAAGGAAGGCGAGCAUCACAGACUGCAGAGAGCAAGAGAGAAGAUGGAAGAAUAAGGGUUGAUUGGGCAAGUUCUCUCGAUUCUUAGCAAGCAACUGUGCGUGAGCUUAGUUCAUUCAUGAUGCAAAGGGGCAGUCGCAAGUUCUAUGGCGGAGCUAGUACCUGGCAGGGCUCAGCUGGGGGAAUAGCACCAUCAUAAGAAGCAGUGCUCUGUGUGUCAUUAAAAAAAAUAUUCCCAUAUGUCUCAAUCAGGACCACAUAUUUGGCUGCUGACACCCCAGUCAUGCAUGGUCCUAUUUCAGGAGUAAUUAGUCUUAAUCUCGUCAAAUAAAAUAGAGAAUUGUCAUGACUUAAUCAUUUUAAUUCAACUUUACUUCGUUGUAUGUUCCUUACAACAGGAGUAUGUCAUAUUUCUCUUGGGAGCCAGAGAUAUAAAUAUGUCUGGAAGCACAUCCCCUGUACCUCAGCCACCUCAAUCUUUUGGCAAAUGUUGGGUACAAAAAUUUCAGGUUACAAAGUAUGGCAAGUAAGACUGUCUUGACAUCCAGUAAUCCAUUUUCUAGACAGACCAAGAUACUAACUGGACCAUUGAACAAAUUUCUGAUUGGAAAUUACACAAGGAAAAAAUGCCUAAUUUUAUAACUGGAGAUGUGGAAGCGUAACCUAACCAACUCCAGACCGAUCUAAAGCCACCCAGGCAGAGGAGCCGACCUGCAAACUCAUGCUUCUCUCCAGCCAGUGGGGGAGUUCCUGGGGCAGGCGACGAGAUUGCAGUUCAACCACCAGAGGGCACCAGAACCAAUACUUUGCCCUUUGUAGUCUCCCCUAAAAAGCCAGUUUCCGGUUGCCAGAUUGAAAUAAAACAAAGUACCAUUAGCAGAUUUCUUCCCUGGCAGUAAGCAUUGGACCAAAAUAAGAUUAAUAUGGACAGCCAUAAAGGGCACCCCUCAGAGCAGCUGCCAGCCAGCCUUGCAUCUUUCCACCCUUGGAAGAAGGAACGAUGAGACUUAAGGAUGAGUGUCAUGUGUCAGGCGUCCCUGACAUGGAAGCCAAAUUCCCGAGACCCUGAACAGAAGCCUGGAUGAUUCAUUCACGUAGCAGGAGGAGAGCUGCCUUGAGAAAGCAGGCUCCACUGGCGUCUGUGUGCCUAGCUCUGAUCCUGGCCAUGAAAAGGAGAAAAGAUCAAAAUAGACUCCCACACUCGGUCAAGCUGAGUUCCAAAAGAAAGGCUCUGCCCUCAAUGCCCACAAGCAGGUGGAGGGGACGGCAGCCACCUGGGAUGCUUUGCCCAGUCACAAGGCUGAGACAUCACCAUACCUGGAGAGGAAGAGCCAAAACAAACCUGGAGGUGGGAAGAAACAAUCUAAUCCAAAGAAACACGCCCCAAGAAUAGGCUUAUGUGCAUGAGUGGUGACUCUAGGCAGAGUAUUUAAAGCAAUGCAUGAGUCUGCCAGGAGAAGAAACAAAGGGACAUUGGAACAGAAUUCCUGAUGCCUUUUAAGUAUGUCAUAGCAGGGCCUUGUCACUGUAGAACACCAAACAUUUCAGCCAAGUCCCCAAUGCCAGGCAUCAGCAGACCAGUCUCACAGGCCUGUCGGCUUGAGAAAGGCAAUUUUAUGCCCCAGAUAGCUCCUCUCCCCGCCUGCCCCAUGGUCACCUGUCCUAGAAGGUCGUCUGCAUCCCAUCUUCAUCGGGUCAGGCUAUUCUGUAGUGGGACCGACUGGCCUGCUGGCUGAUUUAUGUGGCCAGUCUUUGCCAUUAAGGAAGUCUGGAGGCUGAAGGGAAGUCUGAAGGGAACAGUGGUGAUUUUUGCAGUUUUUGGCAAGGCAGAUCCUACUAUAAGCAGUGCUCUCAGUGUGUAGGGGAGUCUCUCAGGCCCAACAGAGCCAGCCAGGACACGCCCCCUUCAUGGAGGGACUAACACAGCAGUCUCCUGGCCUCUGCCCAGAAGUCUUACAAAGGACAGUUCUGUUGAAGUGUCUGGAAUUGGGAGCCACGGGUUCCUCCCACUCCUGACCCUAUUCCCUAGUUGUCCCCCUGCCCAGUCCAUUCCCAGGACCUGAGGACUCAGGGACAGAUGCUGCAUUGCUUGUCAUCCAGCUUCAGAGAUGAGUCUGAACAGAGAGAACGUCUAGAGAAGCCUGGUAGAUUCGAGAUCACCCCUGCAAGACAAACUGGUGGCCAGUAGGAGGGAGACAGAGGCACAAGGCAGGUGCAGGGAUGGCCGAGAAGGUCAGGGGUGACAGAGCCUGAGCAGACAGGACAGGGUGAAGACCAGAAUAGACAAGAAAAAAGUUAUCACUGCCUUCAGGAACGUCUAAGCCAAUGCGGUGUCACCAGGUGGGAGCCCGGUGAUAGAUCAGAGAGGGAAUGUGCUGCUAAGAUGCCAGCAACUAAACAAGUUUGUCCACAAAAGACAAGGAAAAGUCUAGAAGGUAGCUAGAAAAGGAGGUGUGGGGAAUGUGUGUGUGUGCGUAUAUGUGUCUGUGUGCGUGUCUUUGUGUGUCUGCC